Messenger RNA from Closterium sp. NIES-67, 3784 nucleotides. The record is from the annotation of a GenBank genome assembly. Lineage: Eukaryota; Viridiplantae; Streptophyta; Zygnematophyceae; Desmidiales; Closteriaceae.
CGCGUAACAGACGGGCUUCGCGGCAUGUACUGAUUGAAAGGCCUGAUAACCUAGGUUAGUGACCAAGCCGCGUUACACGGUCGCUCUCAUGCAUACCCGCGAGUGCCAGAUAUGCGUUCAGGCCAUGGGGGUUAGGUGAAUGACAGGAGCAUGCGUGUCCAGUAGAGAUUGGGUUGCUUGCUUGCUGUGACGAAGCCGCCCACGCUCGGCGACAUGGGCUUCGCAUGUCGUCGUGCGUCUUCGUGACUCGUCGUUAGCGACUCACGAUUCGUGAAUCGUGACAGACAGACGGGUACGCGACGCGAUACACCGCUCGAAGCCGGCCCACUGUCCAGUCACCUCGCAGCCGCGCCACGACUGAUCGGAAAAUUCCAGCCAAUCAAAGUUCCUGGAGACGCGGCCAGUAACUCUGCGUAGCGCGCCGAUUUCCCCGUCGUUGCGACCCCAGUGGCGAACCCUAGCGAGCCCCACGGACCCCUAGCGUCUGCGCACGUGUACAGUCCGCAUUUCCGAACCCUUCCAAACAGCCCCACCACCCCUCUGAUUGCGCAUAUAUAUGCGGUACAGUAGCAAGCCGUCCGACAGCCAGUUUUGACGUCUGUUUAACCCGUCUGCCUAACCGUCUGACUUACCGGCUGACUUACCGGCUGACCGACAGCUGCGCGCUCGGCGCUCACUUGUUCGCUAAGUUAUUCCGGUCACGUAAAGCCGCGGACCAGGCAGCGAGAGUGCAUGCGCUCGGCUUCCGCAGAAAUAUCCUCCGCAGCCCGCGUACGUGACGUGGCGUCACUCGGCCUGUGCACCGGCCAACCGCGACGGCCAUCAUUCGUGGCGUGGAGUCACUAGGCCUGUCUACACCGCAUGAUCGUCGUCGCGGCCUAGCAGGCCGCCGGCUCCGCAGCGGUACUGCACCUUACCUACGAUAGGUAGAGCCGCGUCACGUCACUGGGCCUGGCGCCGCGAUAGAGAGUCUCCUCAUCAAGGCUUCUAACGAAUCGGCGCGCAGGGGACUACCCCCCUCGAUUUGGAAUGCCGCCGCCGGCGCCUGUGGAGAGCUCCGCUGGUCCCUGGGUGGAGAUGAGUGCGCUAGGUGCCGAGGGGAGAAGGGACCAUCGCAAUGCAGAGAGCAGAGAGGAGGAGCAAGAGGCGGAUGUGGAUCAAGUGAAGGAGGAGGAGGAGCAGUGGCGCAGAGGCAUUCAGGAGCAGCAGCAGGAGAUUGAGGCACACACAGCCAUUACCAGCGGCGCUCACAGUGAUGCGGAUUAUGGAAGAAGCACGUAUGGCCGUCAACAUCGUGGUGGGGAUGGUGACGAGGAGGAGGAGGAGGAUGGAGAUGGAGAGGAGGUGUUGACAGUCGAUGAUGCUAUUGACUCUAUCGGUUUCGGCCCUUAUCAAUUCUUCCUUGUGUGCUACACCGGCCUUGCCUGGCUUGCUGACGCGAUGGAGAUGAUCCUGCUCUCCUUUGUAGGCCCAGCAGCACGUUGUGAGUUUCGCCUUUCAGCAGCAGAGGAGAGUCUUAUAGCGAGUGUGGUGUUCCUUGGGGUCUUCCUGGGCUCCUAUGUGUGGGGGCUAGUGGCGGAUAGCUAUGGCAGGCGAAGAGGCUUCAUGGCGACGGCUCUCUUUACCCUCUUUGCUGGCUUGCUCAGUGCAUGGUCCCCGACCUUCCUCACUCUGCUUGUCUCCCGCUGCCUCGUUGGCUUUGGCAUCGGGGGAGCAUCAGUGGUCUUUUCCCUCUGCUCUGAGUUCCUCCCCUCCCCUUCACGUGGAUUCUGGCUCGUAUUUAUCGAGUUCUUCUGGACUGUUGGCUCGCUUUUAGAAGCAGCUCUAGCUUGGGCAGUGAUGCCGAGUCUACACUGGAGGACCCUAGUGCUCCUGUCUGCUACGCCCUUCGCUCUCCUGCUGCUGCUCUACCCCUUGCUUCCUGAAUCCCCCCGUUUCCUCCUGCUCAAAGGCGACACGUCAGCAGCACACGUCAUCCUUGAAAGAGCAGCCCGAACCAAUGGCAAGCGCCUGCCGCCCGGGCGGCUGGUCUCGGCAGCAUCUGGGCCCAGACUACUGCCCUCGCCACAUUCCUCCCCUUCUCCUGCCCAUGCCGCUUCUUCCUCUACUUACCCCGCAUAUUCCUCCUCCUCAUCCUUACCUUCCCCCCCCUGUUCCCCCCCACCUAUCUCUUCUCACGCUGUCAUUUUUUACUCGAGUAACGAGGGAAGCCCCUCUAUGCCCUCUCACCCCUCUUGCACUGCUACAUCCCAAAGCAGCACGCCCCUAAACACAGAGCCGGCUUUUGAGUCGACUCAAAAGUCUACUCGUUACAAGGGGAGCCCGUCUAUGCCCUCUCACCCCCCUUGCUCUGCUACAUCCCAAAGCACUAUGCACCAAAGCACGACGCCACCACCAGACCAACAGAAUGGUCGUCACCAUUCCCAUCCCCACCACUUCCACCCCAACCCUCGCUCUCACCAUCACCAUCCCCAUCCUCCUCCCCCACCCUCCUCCCCCUCCUCCUCUCUCCACAAGCUCGCCAGCCUCCUCUCCCCCUCUCUCCUGCGCUCCACACUCGUCCUCUGGCUCCUGUUUUUCGCCUCUGCCUUUUCCUACUACGGCCUUGUGCUGCUCACCACUCAGCUCACCACCACCCAGCCGACCACUCGACUCACUCCUCCUGAUAAUGGUUCGGGUGGUUCCGCAGCGGCAGUCAACACAUCCUCUCUCCAUUGCCCGGCGUCCGUGCACUCAAGAGGCUUGCUCGCAGCACCGUCGUCCAUACUGCCUCCCUUUCCCCUCCCCGUUCCUGUCUCAAACCCCUUUUCCGUUCCCACUCUUCAUUCGUAUCACCACCGGCGCACCCUCCUUCCCUCCUCACGCCGCUCCUUGGUUAUUUCCCACCUCCAAGAUGACUCCACUACUAAUUCUUCCUCCUCUGCAUCCCAUUCCUCCUCUUUCUCCUCUUCACACUCCUCUGUUUCCUCUUCCUCCUCCCUAUCUAUAUCUCCCCUACCUGGUUGUGCACCUGACAACCAGCCUGAAAUCUCCUCCCAAACCUAUUCAGAUGUUUUUAUCACAUCAGCAGCAGAGCUGCCCGGUCUUCUCCUCGCUCUGGGGGGGGUCGAGAUUUUUGGCCGUAAGACUGUGCUCUGGGUGCUCCUCUGCUUAGCAGGAUUUCUUCUGCUGCCGCUGAUUCAUCCCCUGUCACCUGUCGCCACGACAAUUUUUCUUUUCGCUGCCCGGGCGGCAAUCAUGGGGUCGUUCGCAGUUCUCUGGGCAUACACCCCAGAGAUUUACCCGACCGAGAUCAGAUCUACUGGGCUCGGGGUUGCGAACUCGUGGGCGAGAUUGGGCGGCUUUGUUUGUCCAUUUGUGGCGGUCGGGCUGAUCGAAGGAUGCCGUAGGGAGUUAGCCAUCCUCCUUUUUGUCUUCAUCCCGGUCUUUGCCGCCCUCAUUACUGCAUGCUUCGCUACAGAGACAAAGGAUACUGCUCUUGGGGGAAACUUAUCCAGCUAUGGGUGUUCUGACAAACCACGCAUCACAAUGUGGCAAGAUGAUGGCACUUCAUGUCUAACUACUGGUGGGAACACUGGCCAUGCUGCUAGUAGUUGCUUUCAUAUAUUUGCGGAUAGUGAUAGCUCUUGCAGCGACUCUGAUUAAUUGCAUGAUGCAUUGACAUAGCAAAAGGGUGGGGAAAAAAAGAGUCAACAUGCUCCUGUCAAAUUCAUGCCUGGUUUUCAUAGUACAAUGACUAGUUGAUGGGAGGUACCAACGCAGUGCUGGUUGUCCGUCCAAGUGC